Monodelphis domestica (gray short-tailed opossum) is the source of this 2185-nucleotide messenger RNA. RefSeq names its product NFKB inhibitor epsilon (gene NFKBIE). NCBI's taxonomy places the organism in Eukaryota, Metazoa, Chordata, Mammalia, Didelphimorphia, Didelphidae. Gene Ontology annotation, biological process: cellular response to tumor necrosis factor. Gene Ontology annotation, molecular function: NF-kappaB binding. Gene Ontology annotation, cellular component: cytosol. The record is from RefSeq and is a predicted model, not a curated record.
AUUGGGGGCGGAGCUGGGGCCGGAGCCGGCUGUCUCAGAAGCAGGAAAGGGAAAACGAAGGUAUCCCCAGCCUCGGAGCCUUCGCCGCCGCCAUCCCGCUGUCCUUGUUCAUGCUCAGCGCAUCCAGUCUGGAGGCCAGCAUCCCCCAACCUUCGCGAAGCCUCAGAGGACGCGGAAAAAGGCUCACUUCUUCGGCGUUGUAGGCUUCCCUUGCAACGGCAAAGCCCGAAAGCUGAGAAGGAGGCCUCGGGAAGCAUCCGGGCCCUACGCCCCAGGGAGCCCAAGCCCAGCAGCGUCUGAGUGAGCCCGGGGAACGCCUCGCUGCAUUCGGAGAGGGAGCACAGUAAGGCGCAGGGGCGCGGGCUAUGUCGGAGCCUGGGAAGGGGCCGGAUGAGCCGGACGAGGGCCAGUACGACUCGGGCAUCGAGUCCUGGCGCUCGCUGCGCUCCCUGCCCGAGCCGGCCCUGACCUUGGGGCCCUCAGACGGCGGCCCCCUGCCUAGGACUGGGACUCGGGCCCCCCCAGGGACCAAGGAGGACCUGAAGGAGGAAGAUGGGGAGCGGAUGGACUCCGCCUACGGCUCGUCUUCGCUCACCGAGCCUCUGCCCCCGCUGGGGAGCCCCGAGGCCGUCGAGGGUGGGGAACCCCGCGUGUCCGAGGCCCGGGUGGGAGUGCUUGGGCAGCAGCAGCUGGAGGCGCUUACCUACAUCUCCGAGGAUGGAGACACGCUGUUACACCUGGCUGUGAUCCAUGAGGCUCCUACCGUGCUGUUCUUUUGCCUUACUUUGCUGCCCCAGGAAGUCCUAGACAUACAAAAUGACCUCUUUCAGACAGCCCUGCACCUGGCCGUGUAUCUGGACCAGCCCGGCACAGUCCGGGCCCUCGUGCAGAGAGGGGCAAGCCGGACGCUGCAGGACAGGCAUGGGGACACAGCCCUGCACCUGGCCUGUCAGCACCAGCACCUGGACUGUGCCCGGUAUCUCUUGGAGGCUCCCCCUGACCGAGGCCGGAGUCAGCAGCACCAUCCAGAGCUUCUGCUGCAGAACUGGCAAGGCUUGGCCUGCCUACACCUUGCUACGUUGCAGAGAAAUCGUAUGCUGAUGGAAUUGCUGCUCCAAAAUGGGGCGGACAUUGACAUCCAGGAAGGCACCAGCGGGAAGACAGCCCUUCACCUGGCCGUGGAGACCCAAGACAGGUCACUGGUGCGGUUCCUGCUUCGGGCAGGAGCUCGGGUGGAUGCCCGAAUGCACAAUGGCUGUACCCCCCUCCACCUCGCUACUGGGCGCCAUCUGUCGGGCAUCGUCGCCACUCUGUGCCAGGCCGGGGCGGACUCCUUUCUCCGGAACAUUGAGGAUGAGACCCCACAGGAUCUGGCUGACAAUCCUCUCACUCUUCUGCCAUUUGAUGACCUGAAGAUUUCUGGGAAGCCCCUGCUAUGUACCGACUGAAGGGCCUGGGCCCUUACUGCCUCCUUCCUCAAUCCAACCUCCUUCACUGGGCCACUGCCUAGACUCCAGCUCACAAGGGCAAUGAGCUGCUGUGAGCCUCUGGGCAUCUGUCUGUCUUCUUUGUCCUAUCGAAGAGGGGGGGUCGGCAUGGGCACGAGGACCUCUCUGAGAGAUUGUGGCUGGGCAGAGAAAUGCCGAGAGGACCCAGAAUCCCAAGGAGCAGACACAGAAACUACACCACAAAGGCAAUUUGUUUGGGAGGAAAUCAACUUUCUUAGACUCAGUUGUCACAGGAAGGAGUAUCGAGAUGCUUACAACAGCAGGGGUCUCCCCUAUCCCCUUUACAAAUAUGGAACCAGAAGCUCUACCCAUGCUGUGAUUCUCUGGGGAUCUGGAGCCCUGGGUAUCACUGGGAACACUUCUAGAGCAAGCCUGAAACAAGUGACUGAGGGAAGAGGAUGAAGAAGCAUCUACAGGACUUUGUCCUGUAGGAAAUCCUCAUCUUGUCCUUGUGGACACCAAGGAUAGCAGCAAGUAGUUGUUUAAAGGACUUCUGUGAAGCCUGGACUAUGUUUUGAGGAAGGAGAAUGGCAUGACACUAAAAAGGCAGAGUGUUUUUCCCACAUCUCUUUCUCUAGAUUUUUAAAAGUACCUUCUCAAUAAAUCAGGUGAUAGGGCAAAAAGGCUUAGGGAGUAAUCCCAGAGAGAAAAAGGAAAUUAAAAAAAAGAUUGAGGGA